This is a messenger RNA of Sycon ciliatum, 1113 nucleotides long. RefSeq lists its product as uncharacterized. The coding region runs from base 1 to 1113 and encodes 370 amino acids. The transcript has a single exon. NCBI's taxonomy places the organism in Eukaryota, Metazoa, Porifera, Calcarea, Leucosolenida, Sycettidae. The record is from RefSeq and is a predicted model, not a curated record.
AUGAAAGCCCAGCAGACUGGAAAGCUCACGUUCUCUAAGAACGCUGAGGCAUCGUUUGGUACUGGGUUUCAAAACUGGAAGGACGCUACCAGGUUGUUCCGUUCCCACGAAUGUUCAAAGUGCCUUUGCGAAGCAGUGGAAAAGUUAGUGACAUUGCCAGCAACCACGAACGAUGUCGGCGCCUUGUUGAAUAGCCAGCGAGAGGCCGAUUUCAAGAAGAAUUUGCAUGCUGCUCCAUUUGCUGCGCGCUGUUCGUUUUCUAGCUCAGCAAGGUUUGCCCUUUCGGGGCUCGUCGGCAGAGUCAUCCCAAGAACCGGAGAGCAACUUAACCAACUAGCAAAGCUCCUGCCUGAAUUCGACAAGGAUUUAGUUGAAUGGCUCAAGCGUCGAGCUGACCGCUACACGUCCGGCGACAUGCUCGCGGAAAUGGUGAAGACAAUGUCCAACCAGGUUCUUAGGAAGAAGGCUAGCUGCAUUCGUGGUCGAUUCUUCACAAUACUGGUGGAUGAGACCACAGAUGAAAGCACGAGAGAGCAAUGCGUCAUUGUACUUCGCUGGGUAGAUGAGCAGCUACAAGCCCACGAAGAGUUUAUCGGCGUAACAUAUAUGAGCUGGCCUGUGCUAAUGCCGAUACUAUUGUUGCUGUCAUCAAAGAUGUACUUGCACGCCUUGGCCUUAGCCUCAGCGAAUGCAGAGGGCAGUGCUAUGAUGGUGCGGCUGUCAUGCAAGGAGUGCGUAAUGGAGUUGCGACCCAGAUACUACAUGAGCAACCAAAGGCAAAGGCCCUCUACAGACUACACGCACUGUUACGGGCAUUCGCUCAAUCUUGCCUGCCAGGAUAUGACCUGGCGUGUUAAGCCACUGACGGAUUCCCUGGACACAGUGCUUGAGCUCUCCAAACUGCUGAAGUACUCUGCCAAGAGAAAGCCAGAGUUUCAGCACCUUAAGGACGACAUUGCUCCUGCCCAAGAAGGAUUCAGAAGUCCUUGCCCGACCCGUUGGACUGUGCGUGCGUCAUCACUGAAAAGCGUUUUAACAAACUACAACGUUCUGCAGGAAGCACUAAUAUGCUUCGAAGAGAUGACUCACCAUGACAGAGAGAUGUCAGCAUGA